UUUCCGCAGUUCUAAAUCGUCUAGUCGUUUUACGGAAGAUUUUUUUAAAGAAAUUAUUUAUUUCUGUUUGUUUAGUCACUUUUAUGGCAACACUUUGGACUGUAAGAUGGAGGGGAGCUGUACUGACAGCAGAGUUGGGAUGAAAGUUUUCCUUUUUCUCACAUUUUCUGUUCAUGUUUCUUCAGCAGUCACACACUCUCUGCAGUACAUCUUCACUGGAGUUACACCAGGAAUAAAUUUCCCAGAAUUCACCACUGUGGGUCAGGUGGAUGGACAGCAGUUCGACUACUACGACAGUAACAUCAGGAAGGUGAUCCCGAAGACGGAGUGGAUACAGAAGGUCAAUGCUGAUAAUCCAGAUUACUGGAACAGAAACACACAGAUCAGGCAGGGUUGGCAGGAGAUCUUCAAAGUCGAUAUGGAUACACUGAUGCAGCUCUUUAAUCAGACUGCAGGAGUUCACACAGUGCAGAUGAUGUGCGGCUGUGAGCUGGAUGAUGACGGCACCACUAGAGGAUACAGACAGGACGGUUAUGAUGGAGAAGAUUUCAUCAGUCUGGAUCUGAAAUCUCUCACCUGGAUCGCUCCGACACCUCAAGCUCUGAUCACCAAACAGAGCUGGGAUAAUAAUUCUGGUGACACUGAGGGCCUGAAGAACUACCUGGAGAAAGAGUGUAUCAAGUGGUUACAGAAGUAUGUAGAUUAUGACAGAGAGACUCUGGAGAGGAAAGUUCCUCCUACAGCGUCAGUGUUCCAGAAACACUCUUCUCCAGAGGUGGUGUGUCACGCUACAGGUUUCUUCCCCAAAACAGUGAUGAUCACCUGGCAGAAGGACGGAGAGGACGUGCAUGAGGACGUGGAUCUCAGAGAGACAUUACCCAACCAGGAUGGAAGCUUCCAGAAGAGAAGCAUUCUGACAGUCUCAGCUGAGGAUCUGCAGAAACACACCUACACCUGCGUGAUUCAGCACAGCAGCUUGGAGAAGGAGAUAGUGCUGCGUGAGGAGGAUAUUCGAAUCCUGAAUCCUGGUGGAGGAUCAGGUGGAGCUCCGAUCGGUAUCAUCGUUGGUGUAGUCGCGGUUCUCCUGGUUCUCGUUGCCAUUGUUGCUGGAAUUGCGGUCUGGAGGAACAUGAAUUCUGGCUUCAGACCUGUUCUACCCAAACCCGCCUCUGAAGGAGAUUCUUCCUCCAACAACUCUUAAAGUGGACUGUGUGUGUUCCCGCUGCACUGAGAGAGAGAGAGGAGGAGAGGGAGAUGAGGACCACACACACACACACACACACACACACACACACACACACACACAUUAUCAUAACAGAUUGGACUAAAGUGUAAAAGAACAGGAACCGAGAUCUUCAGAUGUGAUCCGUGUUGGACAUCCAUCCAUCCAUCUUCUAUACCGCUUUAUCCUUUUCAGGAUCAGGGGGAACCUGGAGUCUAUCCCAGGGAGCAUGGGGCACAAGGCGGGGUACACCCUGGACAGGGUGCCAAUCCAUCGCGGGGCACACUCACAUACUCACUCACACACCCAUUCAUACACUACGGACAUUUUAGACACGCCAAUCAAUGUCUUUGGACUGGGGGAGGAAACCGGAGUACCCGGAGGAAACCCCCGCAGCAUGGGGAGAACAUGCAAACUCCCCACACACAGGGCCACGGUGGGACUCCGUGUUGAACAAAUUGGACUAAAGUGUAAAAGAACAGGAAGCGGGAUCUUCAGAUGAUCCGUGUUGAACAGAUUGGACUAAAUUGUAAAAGAACAGGAAGCGGGAUCUUCAGAUCUGAUCCGUGUUGAACAGAUUGGACUAAAGUGUAAAAGAACAGGAACCGGGAUCUUCAGAUGAUCCGUGUUGAACAGAUUGGACUAAAGUGUAAAAGAACAGGAAGCGGGAUCUUCAGAUGAUCCGUGUUGAACAGAUUGGACUAAAGUGUAAAAGAACAGGAAGCGGGAUCUUCAGAUGGUCCGUGUUGAACAGAUUGGACUAAAGUGUAAAAGAACAGGAACCGGGAUCUUCAGAUGAUCCGUGUUGAACAGAUUGGACUAAAGUGUAAAAGAACAGGAAGCGGGAUCUUCAGAUGAUCCGUGUUGAACAGAUUGGACUAAAGUGUAAAAGAACAGGAAGCGGGAUCUUCAGACGGUCCGUGUUGAACAGAUUGGACUAAAGUGUAAAAGAACAGGAGUGAACACAGCAGAAGCAGGAGUUCAUGCUGAUGAUCAGCACUCAAAGCUUUUCUUUUCUCCACACGUGGAAAACACAAAUCUACUAAAUGUCACGGCACUGACUCCAUUAUUUAUUACUGAACUCAGUUUAAAGCAAAAAAACAAUCCAUUCAACACGUUUUCACAUUUGUACGACCCAAAUCUCUCCCACAAUCCCUCUGUUCUGUCUGUAACAAUCUGAACCAAAAAUAAAGUCUAUUUUCUUCA
Messenger RNA from Ictalurus furcatus (blue catfish), 2428 nucleotides. RefSeq names its product BOLA class I histocompatibility antigen, alpha chain BL3-7. The transcript has 8 exons. Gene Ontology annotation, cellular component: external side of plasma membrane. Gene Ontology annotation, biological process: immune response. The record is from RefSeq and is a predicted model, not a curated record. Lineage: Eukaryota; Metazoa; Chordata; Actinopteri; Siluriformes; Ictaluridae. Bases 107 to 1201 code for a protein of 364 amino acids.